UCAGUGGAUAUCUCAGUGCUUGCUUCUCUCUGAUAUGAUAAUCACUAGUUUACAGGGUUUAUUGUAAUUUUGCUUCAUUUCACACUAAAACUGUGAGACUAAACUGGGACUUGUUUGGGUUUCAACAAGUUCCUGUGUGUGAACAUGGUGACAGUCGGCAUGUUGCUGAUUGUCCUCUUUGUUCCAGCUGCUUUGGCUGGUUGUACUAAUGAAACAGCACUCUUCAUAACUGCACCAAAGAAGCUGGAAGCACUGAGUGGAUCUUGUUUGUUAAUCCCAUGUAGCUUCAGACCCAAAGAAGAACAGAAAUUUAACAGCACAAGAAAAAUCUUUGGAGUGUGGAUUAAAAAUGAUUCUAGAUUUGGCAAAAAUCCAAACAAUGUGAUCUUCAACAAUAGUGGAGCAGUUAGCAUCUAUCCAAUGAGUAUUACUGGGAACCUGAGUCAGAAAGACUGCACCACUCUGUUUUCUGAUUUAACCACAAACUACACAGACACAUACUUCUUCAGAGUAGAGAGAGAAACAUUCAAGGCGACAGCUGCUUGUGAUCCUCUUCAAAUAACAGUCAGAGAUUCUCCUUGGAGGCCCAAUAUUACAAUCCCAGGUGAUCUGAAGGAGAAGGAGUCUGUCACUAUAACCUGCUCAGCUCUCACUCCCUGUCCACACUCCCCUCCUCAACUCACCUGGAAUCUCACACAAGACUCUCAUAACAAAAUAGAGGAAAACACAGAUGGAAACUUUACAACUAAAAUCCAGCAGACCAUCACUCUGUCAGACACACAUGAUGGAAAGAAGAUCAGCUGCUCUGCCAGAUAUCCUGUGAACCAAGGAAAAGACAUCAAGACAGCAGAGACAGAAGAGACUCUCAGUGUUUCAUAUGCUCCUAAAGACACCUCAGCAUCCAUCAGUCCAUCAGGUUUGGUGUCAGCAGGCAGCUGGGUGAAGCUGACCUGCUCCAGCAGAGCCAAACCUCCAGUCAGCAGCUUCACCUGGUUCAAGAAGAGCAGAGAUGGAGCUGUGAAAGUAUCUGAAGGAGAGAUUUACAGCUUCAAUGUAACAGAUGGAGGAGUUUAUUACUGUGUGGCCACUAAUAAUCUGGGUAAUCAGACAUCAGCAGAGAUGAAUCUAACAGGAAUUGAUCUGACAGUGAAACCAACUUUGAUUAAUGUAACAGAACAGCCUUCAUCAUGGUGGGCUGCUGUAGGUGGGAUCAGCGGGAUCAUCAUACUCAUCUGUAUGGUUUUUGUGUUUUGGAAACAAAAAUCAGCACGUCGACCUUCACAUCAGACAUGGAGUCUGUCUCUUCAAGAAGCAGCCAGAACAGCAGAAAAUGAAGACAUCCAUUAUGGAGAGAUUGACUUCUCCAAGCAGAGACCUUCAUUAGACCCAGUGCAGGAGAGCACACAGCAGCAGGAUUUGGUGUAUUCACAGGUCAAAGUACGCAAGACUCCAAACAGCUUAACACAGACAUGUGAUGGCCCAGAGUGUAUCUACGCUCAAGUGCAGAAGAAAUGAGUGAAACCAAAACAUGACAAAGAAAACGGAGGACUGUUUUCUCUUUUUCUGAAUAUAUCAAAUAUGAGAAGACUGUAAUUUUCAUCACUUCAUUGUUUUUUUUAGCAGACACAUAAAUGAUCUCUUUUAAUGACACAUCAAUGUUCAACAGGAGAAAUGUGACGUUCAUGGGCAUUGUUAACUGUAUUAUUGUAACUGUUCUAAAGAUGGUCUCAUUUUACUCAAACUUUUAUUUAAUCAUUUUUCUUUUACUGCACUAUGGAGAUCUUAUUCACCAGUGUUUAGAUUUUGAGUUUUACUGUUUUAGUUUCAUUCAGAAAAACCUGAACACCGUUCUGUUAUCAUAGUUUUUAUAUGUCAGCGUUUUGAAAAUUCACAGAUGUUAAUUACUUGUGUUAAAAUAAAUACAACUGUGCUUGCAAAG
Molecule: messenger RNA, 1939 nt
Organism: Oreochromis niloticus (Nile tilapia)
Lineage: Eukaryota; Metazoa; Chordata; Actinopteri; Cichliformes; Cichlidae
Product: sialic acid-binding Ig-like lectin 7
Exons: 9
Coding region: 145-1515 (456 amino acids)
Source: RefSeq, a predicted model, not a curated record